GGCGUUUUGAAGGAACAACCUGUCUCAGAAUCCUAAGGACGACUAUGAUCGCGGAUCGGAGAAAAACCUUGGACGGCAUUUGAGGAAUACCAGGAAAUGCAAACAGAUUUUUUUUGACCGCAGGCAAUAAAUCACCUUCUUCCCUGUCGACAGGGCUGUGCCAUCUCGUAUCACCGGUCAAAGGGUUUUCUCAAGCUCACAGAAUGGACGAAACGCUUCGUCUCAAGCCCACUCAACAUUCACUAGAACGAAACUGACCCUAUAUGGAUCACUGAAAUGGGAUUUAUUUACUGCUUUCAUUUAACUUGAACUAUAGGCUACACAUACAGGACUGACGAACAAUUUCACGAUGGGAGACAUAAGAGAAAGGGUUUUAUUGUGCUGUCGGAGCAUUUCCUCGUGUUUCAGAGACCCUGCGGAUGACACCUCACCUGCCACCGUGAAACCGACUAUUGAAGUGAUAAAGAAUGAGUUUGCGAAGGCGCCUAGCCGGGAGUUACCGCCGACACCUGUGGAGAAACCCGGCUACGUUUACGUCGCGCUGUACGACUACACGGCGCGCACGGAUGCUGACCUGAGCUUUAACGCGGGGGAUAAACUGGAGCCUCUCACUAAAAGCAGCGAUGACUGGUGGUUGGCGAGAGGAAUCACCGGGAUUUCGGCAAAUAAAGAGGGAUACAUUCCUGCUAACUAUGUGGCACCCGUAGAAAGCCUCGACGCUGAACCAUGGUAUUUUCCAGAAACCAAGCGCUUGGAUGCCGAGAAGAUGUUGAUGUCUCCAGAAAACAGCAAUGGAGCUUUUCUAAUAAGAAACUGUGAAAGCCAGGCGGGAGAACUCUCACUCUCAGUGCUGGACAAAGGAAAAGUGAAGCAUUAUAAGAUCAGAAAGUUGGAUAAUGGUGGCUACUAUGUGUCAAGGACUCGUAAUUUUAUCACACUGAGAGAUCUAGUGGAGCACUACUCCAGAUAUGAAGAUGGCCUCUGUAUUUGUUUGGCAGAACCCUGCAAAAAAACAAUAGCUCCAGAAACUCAUGGGCUGUCUUAUAACACUGUGGAUCAUUGGGAGAUCCCACGUAAAUCCUUACAACUCCUGAGGAAGUUGGGAGCGGGGCAGUUUGGGGAGGUCUUUGAAGGCAUAUGGAACGACACAACAGCUGUUGCUGUCAAAACACUCAAACCAGGAACUAUGGAUCCAAAAGACUUCCUGCGAGAAGCACAGAUGAUGAAGAAACUCCGUCACCCCAAACUAAUCCAGCUAUAUGCCGUCUGCACUAUGGAGGAGCCCAUCUACAUCAUCACAGAGCUCAUGAGCAACGGAAGCCUCCUAGAAUACCUGCAAAAAAACAGAGGUGCUCUGCAAAUGUCUGAACUGAUAGAGAUGGCAGCACAAGUGGCUGCUGGCAUGGCAUACUUAGAGUUGCAGAACUACAUUCACAGAGAUCUUGCAGCACGAAACGUUCUGGUGGGAGAAAACAACGUGUGCAAGGUCGCCGACUUUGGUCUGGCACGAGUUUUUCAGAUGGACAAUGAGGACAGUGAUGAGAACGUUUAUGAGGCCAAAGAAGGAACCAAGUUUCCAGUGAAAUGGACUGCACCCGAGGCCAUCCACGAUAACAAAUUUACCAUCAAAUCUGACGUCUGGUCUUUUGGGAUCCUACUGUAUGAAAUUGUGACUUUUGGAAGUAUGCCUUACCCAACCAUGACAAACUUUCAGGUGGUGCAACAGUUGCCCAAAGGCUACAGGAUGGCAAGCCCUCCGAACUGCCCCAAAUGUCUGUAUGAAACCAUGUGUGAUUGCUGGAAGGACUUCCCUGCAGACAGACCUACCUUUGAAACUCUGCAGUGGAAACUCGAGGACUUCUUUGAUGUUGAUGUCAGCACUUACGAUGACGCAAGCCGCUACUAAAAGACACUACUACUUCCACACUUGCCAGCUUAAAAUAACCACAGAUGAGUCAAGAACUGGGUUUCGACAAGCAAGCCUGAGAUGCCAUCGUGGUAUAAAAUGAACAAACUGCCUAAAUGCAUUCUCGAUGAACACAGUUCAUAUGCUCAAUUUUCUCAUCAUUGAGUGUUUUCAUGAUUAAAUACUUUUCCCCAUCCCAGAUUAAUAUGCAGAGAUAACUGGAGGUAAGCCAUUCAUUGGUUGAUUUCCCUGGAAACUGUUCUGUCGGUUUAAACAGACAGAUCAAUAGCAUGAGUAUGUGGCGGUACUAUCUUUUCUGUAUUUUGCACAAACAACAACAACACAAUUAAGCUUUAAAUCAUAUGUAUACUCUGAGCCUUCUGAUAGUAUUUUUUUAUUUUCUUCUAUUCAGUCUAUGUAGGCAUAUCUUUAUUUGUUUCUGUGCGUUUACUGUAUGCCAUCAAAAUCAUGGUAGUUUAGUGUCACUUUACUUGCACUCAUGCUGGCACCAUGAAGCUGAAAGUAUCGAGGAAUCAUUACAUAGAGACUGGGCGAUGCAUGUAUGUAUCAGGUAGCAGCGUAGCCGGAUUAACCAGUUUUACAUUAAGUUUGAACAGUGAAUGAGUCACUGCCUGUUGGCCUUACAGCGUUACUGGCUCAAAGGGAGGAAUGCUCAGAAUCCAAACAGUUUUACGUAUGUGACUGUAAAGGCACAUUGAGUCUAGACACUCAUUCAGGCCUUAGUGAAGACUGUAAUUAUUAGAUGUGUAUUUAUAUACCUUUAUUUACGUAACCAGAAGAAUGUAUUGUACAGUUAUAGUGAUUUUUAAAUACGUUUAGAUCAAAAUAGUUUCUUUGAGGUUAAUUUACGUACAGAUUGUGAUUCUGUUUCUCAUUUUUUUAAAGGAUAAAAUACACUACCAUUCAAAAGAAUGGGACAGUAACUAUUACAUUUUCAAUUUCAACUAAAAUAAUAAUCAGACAAACUGUUUAGAAUGUUUGGUAAUCAAGGAUCAUGUGACCAAAUUCUACUUUCUAUCAUUAAUAAAUUCCAUUUUAAAAGAUAUUAUAAUAGAAAACGGUUAUUUAAAUUGUAAUAAUGUUUUACAAUGCAAUUGUAAUAAUGUCUUACUGCCUUGGCGAACAUAAGAGAGUUAAAAAACAUUAAAAUCUUACCAAACCCAGACCUUUGAAUUGUAUGUGUACAGUUUUACAAA
Molecule: messenger RNA, 3123 nt
Organism: Pimephales promelas (fathead minnow)
Lineage: Eukaryota; Metazoa; Chordata; Actinopteri; Cypriniformes; Leuciscidae
Gene: frk
Product: fyn related Src family tyrosine kinase
Biological process (GO): protein phosphorylation
Molecular function (GO): protein tyrosine kinase activity; protein binding; ATP binding
Source: RefSeq, a predicted model, not a curated record